Molecule: messenger RNA, 2324 nt
Organism: Serinus canaria (Common canary)
Lineage: Eukaryota; Metazoa; Chordata; Aves; Passeriformes; Fringillidae
Gene: NCLN
Product: nicalin
Exons: 15
Coding region: 60-1868 (602 amino acids)
Biological process (GO): regulation of signal transduction
Cellular component (GO): endoplasmic reticulum membrane
Source: RefSeq, a predicted model, not a curated record
GCGGCGCGGUGCGCGCCGUGCGUGCCGAGCAGGCCGCAGUGCGGGCCGGGGCCGCGGCGAUGCUGGAGGAGGCGGGCGAGGUGCUGGAGUCGGUGCUCAAGGCCUCGUGCCUCCCGCUCAGCGUCCUGCUCUUCGUACCCGCCGUGCUCCUGCUUCUGGGGCCGCCGCCCGCCGCCGAGGCGGCGCACGAGUUCACGGUCUACCGCAUGCAGCAGUAUGAGCUGGGCGGGCAGCCCUACGCUUCUGGCCUCUCUACAGCCCAUCAGACUGUCCUUGGGAGCAUUGUGAGCAGGAGGCAGGCUGGAGCAAGGGGGAAGGGGUGCAGUGCCUUAGCAGCCCUCCUGCUUUCCCUGCUGGCAGGCACCAGGAGCGCCGUGCUGAACACGGAGGCGCGCACCGUGGAAGCAGACGUGCUGAGCCGCCGCUGCGUCAUGAUGAGGCUGGUGGACUUCUCCUACGAGCAGUACCAGAAGGCUCUGCGCCAGUCAGCCGGGGCUGUGGUCAUCAUCCUGCCACGAUCCAUCUCCUCUGUCCCCCAGGAUGUCGUGAGGCAAUUCAUGGAGAUAGAGCCAGAAAUGCUUGCUAUGGAAACCAUUGUGCCAGUCUACUUUGCAGUGGAAGAUGAAGAGCUGCUGUCUAUCUAUGAACAAACACGGGCUGCUUCUGCAUCACAGGGUUCUGCCUCAGCUGCAGAAGUUCUGCUGCACACAGCAACUGCCAAUGGUUUCCAGAUGGUGACCAGCGGGGCUCAAAGCAAAGCUAUCAAUGACUGGCUCAUCCCCAGUGUGGAGGGAAGGCUGACAGGGCUGGGUGGAGAAGACCUGCCCACUGUUGUGAUAGUUGCCCACUAUGAUUCCUUUGGAGUGGCUCCAUGGCUGUCCCACGGGGCUGACUCCAAUGGCAGUGGAAUCUCAGUGCUGCUGGAACUGGCCAGGCUGUUCUCUCGGCUCUACACCUACAGAAGGACCCAUGCUGGGUAUAACUUGCUGUUCUUUGCAUCUGGAGGUGGCAAGUUUAAUUACCAAGGAACUAAACGGUGGCUGGAGGAUAAUUUGGACCACACUGAUUCCAGCCUGCUGCAGGACAAUGUAGCAUUUGUUCUCUGCCUUGACACUCUGGGCAGAGGCAAUAGCCUUCAUCUUCAUGUCUCAAAGCCUCCCAAGGAGGGCACCUUGCAGCAUGCAUUUCUGAGAGAACUGGAGAUGGUUGUUGCCAGUCAGUUCCCAGAGGUGAAGUUCUCCAUGGUGCACAAGAAGAUCAACCUGGCAGAGGACAUGCUGGCGUGGGAGCACGAGCGCUUCGCCAUCCGGCGCCUGCCAGCCUUCACCAUCUCGCACCUGGAGAGCCACCGGGACAGCCUGCGCAACAGCAUCAUGGACAGGAGGGCACGAAUAGACACUAAAGCACUGACCAGGAAUACUCAGAUCAUUGCUGAGGCUUUGACAAGGGUCAUCUACAAUCUAACAGAAAAGGGAGCACCUGCAGAUAUGCAGAUCUUCACAGAUCAGAUGCAAAUCCAGCAGGAGCAGCUGGAGUCAGUGAUGGACUGGCUGAGCAGUCAACCCAGGGCUGCCCAGCUGAUUGACAAGGACAGCACCUUCCUCAACACCUUAGAAUAUUAUAUGGGACGUUACCUGAAGGAUGUCAAGCAGCACCACGUGAAGGCAGACAAACGGGACCCCGAGUUUGUUUUCUAUGAUCAGCUGAAGCAGGUGAUGAAUGCAUACAGGGUCAAGCCAGCAAUCUUUGACCUGCUCCUGGCUGUCUGUAUUGCAGCCUACCUUGGUGUUGCCUAUGUUGCAGUGCAGCACUUUGGUCUCCUUUACAAGAUGAUCCAGAGAUUAUCCCUUAAAACCAAGCAGCAGUGAAGCACCAAGUCCCCGACCCAGCAGCACUGAGCCAUCGGUGAGCCCUUUGGGAACCUUCUGCCUUCCACUGAACCCUGCUGCUCCUUUUCCGUUGUCUCCUCUUUGCUACUGUAUAGAGGGGAGGAAGGCAUAAAGAAAAUGAAAUUUUAACUCCUGUGCACCUUUGAAGUGCUUUUCUUCACCUUCUUCCCCCGACUUGCGCCAUGUCCAGUUUUCCUUUGCAUUUUGGUGAGGGAGAGGCUGAGAGACUUCAGCAAUUCCUGCAGUUUGAUUUUUGAGCAGCUUCUCUGAGUGUCACCCAAAGUCCAGCACCUUCAUGGACACUGUCACACAGCCAGCCUGGAAACUGAAACUACAGCCUCACGUGGCAUCUCUGCCCAGCAAACAAGGACUUGGAGCAGUUGUUUUAAAGAAAAAACCAAAAAGUGCACAUGCAAAUUAAAGAGAAUGCAAUGA